AUGUAAAGCGUCUAAGCAUCAGAUACAUUGCUAAGUAUUCUUGUUCAACUUCAUGCGAUAUACCUAUUUAUUGAUAAGACAGCAGCAUAUUUUGGAAUCGCUAGUUCACUCUUCAGCACUUUUCUUGUUUUGAGAGAUCCAAAUGAUUAUGCCACUAAUCCUAAAUUUACAAAUACUCUGUUGGCAAUCCAAAAUAUCGGUAAUACUUUCCAUUUAGUAUCAGUUAUCUUAAUGGCUGUAAUGUAUUCUUGUAUUGAAUUCCUCAUGCUCUAUGUGGGUGUGAAUUAGGUAACCUUGAUCGUAUGGACAUUCUUGCUUGGAUUUAGAACCCUGGCUAACUUACUAUCAGGGUAUCUUCCUAAUGUUUUGACUUUGAAUUAUUUAGACGAAUUAAUCUGA
This is a messenger RNA of Stylonychia lemnae, 399 nucleotides long. NCBI's taxonomy places the organism in Eukaryota, Ciliophora, Spirotrichea, Sporadotrichida, Oxytrichidae. The record is from the annotation of a GenBank genome assembly.